CUCAGUGAUGUCAAUUCUCUGAUAGAAAGUAAAUAUUUCGCAGUCUUCCUAAUCUGUGUCAUGUCGACCCUUGCGUAUUAUUUUUCGCUGCAUAAAACGUAUGCUAUGAUCUAUCCUAAACAAUUCCUUCAUGGCUGCUGAAAAGCCCCGCGUCUAGGAUAAUGCGCCGCACUGCCACAGAUUUGCCCCUUUUUAGCGCCCCUGAACUGAAGGAAUCGCUGUAGGAGCGUCAUUGUUUGACAGCGUGUCCAUCCGCAGUACUCCACACAGCGUAGCCAUGGCUUUAGGAAAAUGGAUGCCUAUUGAUUGAUCAGAGGUUGUGCUGGCUCUUCCCUUUGCCAAUGCGCCAAUCCAAUGAAUGGAAUAUAAAUAUCAGCCAAUGGCGAGGCAGGCUGGGCUCACUAUAUAAAGGCGAGGGGAGACAUUUCUCUCACACAUCUCUUCUGGUCCGGGGAAAGUUUUGGUCCUGAGGAGAGGUCAGGGGCUCUGGUUUGCAGUCGUCAAUUAAUCAGUCCUCAGUCUAGUGCAAUUAUGCCUUUCGGUAACUCUCACAACACCCUGAAGAUGAAGUACUCCGUGGAUGAGGAGUUCCCGGAUUUGUCUGCCCACAACAAUCAUAUGGCCAAGGUGCUGACGCCGGAGCUCUACGCAAAACUGAGGGACAAACAGACACCUAGUGGAUUUACCGUGGAUGAUGUCAUUCAAACUGGGGUUGACAACCCAGGUCAUCCCUUUAUUAUGACCGUGGGAUGUGUGGCUGGGGAUGAAGAAUCUUAUGAAGUCUUUAAGGAUCUCUUUGACCCAAUUAUUGAGGACAGACACGGCGGCUACAAGCCAACAGAUCAGCACAAGACUGACAUAAAUUCUGCAAACCUGAAGGGAGGUGAUGAUCUGGACCCAAACUAUGUACUCAGUUCUCGUGUCAGAACUGGAAGGAGCAUUCGUGGAUACAGCCUCCCACCUCACUGCAGCCGUGGAGAAAGGCGUGCAAUUGAAAAGAUGUCCAUUGAAGCACUUGCUAGCUUGGAUGGAGACCUAAAAGGAAAAUACUAUGCUCUGAAUAGCAUGACUGAACAGGAGCAGCAGCAGCUUAUUGAUGACCACUUCCUGUUUGAUAAGCCAGUUUCUCCACUCCUCUUGGCCUCUGGAAUGGCCCGUGACUGGCCUGAUGCAAGAGGAAUCUGGCACAAUGACAACAAAACCUUCCUUGUCUGGAUCAAUGAGGAAGACCAUCUUCGUGUGAUCUCCAUGCAAAAGGGUGGCAACAUGAAGGAAGUGUUCAAUAGGUUUUGCACUGGCCUGACCAAAAUUGAAAGCAUCUUCAAGAACAAAGGAUCUCCAUUCAUGUGGAACCAGCAUCUUGGCUAUGUUCUUACCUGUCCAUCCAACCUUGGUACCGGCCUCAGGGCUGGUGUUCACAUUAAACUGCCAAAUCUUAGCAAGAAUGAUAAGUUUGGUGAAAUUCUGAAGAGACUCAGACUGCAAAAGAGAGGAACAGGUGGAGUAGACACUGCAGCUGUUGGUGGAGUGUUUGAUGUCUCCAACGCCGAUCGUCUGGGUUUCUCUGAGGUUGAACUGGUUCAGAUGGUGGUUGAUGGUGUAAAACUCCUCGUUGAAAUGGAAAAAAGCCUGGAGAAGGGAGAGUCCAUCGAUGACCUCAUCCCAGCACAGAAAUAACUGCACUUUAUUGGCCAUGCUUUCUAAUUUAUUGGAUGAAAUAGCUACACUCCAAGCCCCGGGGACCCAACCUGCUUAGUAACACUGUAGAAAUGUCUUCCAUCUGUUCAUGUUUCCUAGAAAUUUAUUUUUCUUUUGACGGCUGCAAUGUUACUAAAGAUAGAAAAUAAACAAUGGUCUUGUGUUGACCUGUCAAAA
This is a messenger RNA of Xenopus laevis (African clawed frog), 1875 nucleotides long. It is a transcript of the gene ckb.L, whose product is annotated as creatine kinase, brain L homeolog. Gene Ontology annotation, biological process: phosphocreatine biosynthetic process. The coding region runs from base 532 to 1677 and encodes 381 amino acids. The record is from RefSeq and is a predicted model, not a curated record. Lineage: Eukaryota; Metazoa; Chordata; Amphibia; Anura; Pipidae. The transcript has 8 exons. Gene Ontology annotation, molecular function: kinase activity; phosphotransferase activity, nitrogenous group as acceptor; transferase activity, transferring phosphorus-containing groups.